AUGCCACUGAUCGAAAUACCCAAGGAUGUUUUCAUAAGACUUAAACCCGAGAUUGAAACAGCCAGUCAAGGAAUACUCUUUGGUGUGCGGGAAGAAUGUCUGGAUCGAGGACUGAUCGUACACGUAAAGGGAUUCCUCCCUUAUAGAUCGUCCUCCGAUCUUGUUAAUGCAAUAGCAAAAUUUAUAAGAUGGAAAGGCAACACCGUACUUGGAUGGUAUGUGGCACCAACUCCGGAUAUAGUAGACCGUCAUGAGCCUACGCACAUAGCGUCGUCGUAUUUUCGUACUUUCCAGGCCGCAAUGCUGAAAGUAAUCACUGCUAAUUAUAUUCCAAACCAUACCGAUAACAGUGUUUCUAGUGAUAAUAAUGGCAAUGUCAAUGAUAAAUCCACUGUCUCUGAACUUGCCUCCCCAACUCCUAAUCCAAGUCCAUUUGCCUCGGAUGAUCCAACCGCGUCACAUUCAAAACAAACUCCACUCACGCACACGCCGUCUCCUCAACCUCAUCCUUCUUUGUCAUCACCGGCGAGUACCACUGAUAUACAUUCAGACGCACAGCCAACAGCAACUGGUUACGAUCUUAGCCAAAUCGCAACGGGUCGCAGGCUUGUAAGUAGAAGAGCGAGCACGACCGAUAUGGACAGAGUGAAAUUGUCAAGGAAUGACUGGGGAAGAAAGGGAGAAGGUGUCAGUAAAGGUAAAAGAAAAAAAGAUGACAAUAAUAAUGUUGGGAGUAUCAAAAAGGCCAGAACAAAUCAUGGCGAUUGUGUCAUCCCUGUUCCCCUAACUAUAAUAUCUGGUCAAGGAUCAGAAUAUUUACAUAAUUCUUUUAUAGAGCAUAGUCUUUACACGUCGCAAAUAUCGCCCAUAGAUCUCUCGCCGCAGAUAUCAUCCUUUUUCUCCUAUUAUUCACCAACAGCUUUCUCUCGCACAAGUCCACAGACUUAUCCUACUUAUUCACAUCAUUAUGAUCACGCUUACACGUUUUCUCCAUCUUCUUCCCCAACUUCCAAUUUUCCUCCAACAACUUUACCUCCUGCUGUUUCCUCAGUCAAUACGGGCCCUCUUCAUCACCGUCUGCAUUCUACUCUUUCGGCAAUAACCUCACAUUUAACGACUCACACUCAAGAAAAGAUACGGCUAUACGAGAAGUCAUGUCAAGAGUACGAAUUAUUAUUAGAGAUAUUAGAAGGCUUGGGUCCAGAAGAAGACGAUGACAAUUUUGCUGAUAAAGACAAUUUUGAGAACGCAAGGGAACAAGAAUCGAAUUUACGAAGCCAAUUGUCUACGCCAACUGGGAUAACCGAUGUCGUGAUGACAGAUGCAAACGAGAUUAUCGAUAAUGAGAAUAAUUCACCAUUGCCAAGCAAACAUCCGCCUGAAUCUAAAUCACAAACCACUGUCUCUACGCCACCAAUAGAACUAAUCGAAAUCAUGGACGAAAAUGAUAUGUCUACCAUCAACGUGAACCCAAGCAUUUUGCUCACAUCAUCUAUCAAUCAUGCCAACGCUAGUAAUAAUAGUCAACAAUCCGUCACCGAAGACAAACUUACAGAAUCGUCACCAGAAGACGGUGAAAUUGCCGACGAUAGCGAGAGUAAUGAGGAGAAGCAAAGUGUCGAUAAAGAAACAGAGGAAACAAUAGGACAGACAGAGGAGAAAAUGCAAGCGCAAAAAGAAAAGGAUAUUGAUGGAAAGGGAGAGAAAGAUUUAACGGAGGAAGAAAGAGACACUGAUAAAGAUGUGAAACAGGAAGAAGAGGGAGAGCAGAAAGGAACGGGAAUGACCGAAACGAAACAGGACGAGGAGAACAAAAUUGAGAGUGUAAAAGUUAAAGAUGAUGCGUCAGAGUGGGCUUGGGAUGAAGAGGAUAUCGGCUGA
This is a messenger RNA of Paraglomus occultum, 1881 nucleotides long. The record is from the annotation of a GenBank genome assembly. Lineage: Eukaryota; Fungi; Glomeromycota; Glomeromycetes; Paraglomerales; Paraglomeraceae.